AUAUCAGCAAUGUCUGAUCCGGCCCAUCUUAGGACGGCCCGCUUUUCAAAUUCACGAGCGAUUUUUUCAUCUGUUUCAAGGAGCCGCCUCACUCCUUCGUAAAUCGUAAUCCAUGGCCUACACGCAGGUCCUCUCCACUUCCUGCAUGUUCUACAAGGAAGAUAGAGUUCCGAUGACAAGUGAUAACUCCAAGAUGAAACCUCCACAUGUAUUGACCGUUGCUGGCUCUGACUCAGGUGCUGGUGCUGGAAUCCAGGCUGAUCUUAAGACCUGUGCAGCACGUGGAGUGUACUGCUCCACGGUCAUAACUGCUGUCACUGCCCAGAACACUGUUGGUGUUCAGGGUGUAAAUAUUGUGCCUGAGGAUUUUGUGGUGGAGCAGUUAAAGUCUGUUUUAUCUGAUAUGCAAGUUGACGUGGUGAAAACUGGCAUGCUACCAUCUGUUGGCAUAGUCAGUGUUCUUAGUCAAAGUCUACAUGAAUUUCCAGUUCGAGCUUUAGUGGUUGAUCCUGUCAUGGUAUCUACAAGUGGAGAUGUACUGGCUGGUCCUUCCAUUCUUGCUGAAUUUCGAGAGGAACUUCUUCCUAUGGCCGAUAUAAUCACUCCAAAUUUAAAGGAGGCAUCUGCUUUACUUGGUUGUCAGCAGCUGAAAACAGUUUCUGACAUGCGUUCUGCUGCGAAACUGCUGCAUGAGAUGGGGCCAAGAUAUGUGAUUGUCAAAGGUGGCGAUCUUCCUGAUUCGUUGGAUGCUGUUGAUGUAUUCUUUGAUGGCCAGGACUUCUAUGAGCUGCGUUCUUCACGCAUUAAAACUCGCAACACUCAUGGUACUGGUUGCAGCUUGGCAUCAUGUAUAGCAGCUGAGCUGGCAAAAGGUUCUUCAAUGCUUCCUGCUGUUAAGGUUGCUAAACGCUAUGUUGAGACUGCCUUGGAUUACAGCAAAGACAUUGCUAUUGGAAAUGGGACCCAAGGUCCCUUUGACCAUAUUUUUAGGCUUAAGAGUAAUGGUCAGAAGUCCCAUAGGCAAGUGGGAUUUAAUCCAAGUGACUUGUUCUUGUAUGCUGUAACGGAUUCUGGGAUGAAUGAAAAGUGGGGCCGUUCUAUUACAGAUGCUGUUAAAGCUGCCAUAGAGGGAGGUGCUACCAUUGUUCAAUUGAGGGAAAAGGAUGCUGAAACACAUAAGUUUUUGGAAGCAGCAAAAGCAUGCUGUGAAAUUUGCCAUUCACACGGAAUACCUCUACUCAUAAACGACCGUAUUGAUAUUGCCCUUGCUUGUGAUGCUGAUGGUGUGCAUGUUGGUCAAUCAGACAUGCCUGCUAGUGUGGCCCGCACUCUUCUUGGCCCUGAAAAAAUCAUUGGUGUAUCAUGCAAGACAAUAGAGCAAGCCCAUCAAGCAUGGAUUGACGGUGCUGAUUACAUUGGUUGUGGUGGUGUAUAUCCAACGAAUACUAAAGCAAACAAUCUCACUGUUGGCCUGGAGGGGUUGAAAACUGUUUGCAAGGCUUCCAAGUUACCUGUGGUUGCAAUUGGUGGUAUUAAUGCUUCAAAUGCAGGCUCUGUGAUGGAAACUGCUGUGCAGAAUUUGAAGGGAGUUGCUGUUGUGUCGGCCCUUUUUGACAGGGAAUGUAUUCUGACAGAAACCAGGAAGUUGCAUGCAGUGCUAAAGACGGCAGCAUCGAUGACAUUACAGAGGACCCAUUGAAAUGAUAUUGGUUUGGUUCAUCCUCUCCAGAUUUAAGUUAUCACACCCAUCAAAAGAUUCUGGGGUUUUUUUGGUAUGUUUAAUAAUUGGUACAACGAGUGCAUAUUCCAUAGAAUAACAAUGUAAUAUAACUGAUUGUGUUAAGGGCACCGAUAUCAGCCUUGGCGUCAAUUGCUUUCUAUUGGAACUAAAAGGCAAGUUGCUGCCUUUCAGCCAAUCAAUCUAAACAAAAGAAUUGAUAUAUGUCGGCCAUUCGAUGAUCGAUCUGUAUGCUUGCUUUGUGAAAGAUAAUUGGCUCGUGAGUA
Molecule: messenger RNA, 2004 nt
Organism: Carya illinoinensis
Lineage: Eukaryota; Viridiplantae; Streptophyta; Magnoliopsida; Fagales; Juglandaceae
Product: thiamine biosynthetic bifunctional enzyme TH1, chloroplastic
Exons: 10
Coding region: 113-1699 (528 amino acids)
Biological process (GO): thiamine biosynthetic process
Cellular component (GO): chloroplast
Molecular function (GO): hydroxymethylpyrimidine kinase activity; phosphomethylpyrimidine kinase activity; thiamine-phosphate diphosphorylase activity
Source: RefSeq, a predicted model, not a curated record